ACUUUGGCUGAAGGAGCCUGUUCAGACCACAUCGAGGAGUCACAACUCAAUUAGCACAGCAGCAGUGCAGAGUCGUUAGUGGAUCGAUCCUCUGCACAUGCAGAUGUCUUCUUCUUAGCAACCACAAGCCCGCUGUGAACAUGAAGUUUGAGGACAUCCUGGACGAAAUCAACGGUUUUGGGCCUUUCCAAAUGGCCAUGGUCGUCCUGCUGAGCGCCCCUCGAAUGGUUCUGCCGUGCCACUUCUUGUUGAACAACUUCAUCGCCGCCUCGCCUCCCCACCGCUGUGACAUCGGCACGCUGGGGGCCGGAGGGCUCUUUGAGAAUCUAACCGAGGAGCAGAGGCUGACCGUCAGCCUCCCGGCGCGGGAGGACGGCCGUGGCUGGAAAUCCUGCGAGAUGUUUGCGGAGCCUCAGUUUCAGCUGUUGGCCAACGGCUCCUGGGGGGCCAACCCGCCGACCCUCCGGUGUCAGAGCGGAUGGGUUUAUGACAACUCCACCUUCACCUCCACUUUGGCCACAGAGUGGGACCUCGUGUGUGAUAGAAAAAACCUGACGCAAACCACCGGCUCCAUCUUCUUUCUGGGCGUGAUGUUAGGGGCCGUUGUUUUUGGAUUCCUCAGUGACAAAUACGGGAGGAAAAACACUCUUCUGGCUUCGUACAUCACGGCCAUCGUGUUUGGCUUCGCCAGCGCGUUCGCAGACUCCUACGUCGUGUUUGCGGUGCUGAGAUUCCUCACUGGGUUUGGACUGACGGGAAUCGGCAUCAACUCCGUUGUCCUCAGCAUCGAGUGGGUCGACACUGAACACAGGGUUUUUAUCGGCGUGAUUGGCAGCCUGUCCUGGUCUGCAGGCAACAUGCUGCUGGCUGGCUUUGCCUUCCUGGUGAAGGACUGGCGUACUCUGAUCAUGACCGUCACGGCCCCACUGGGCUUUGCAUUGCUCAGCUGGUGUUGGAUUCCUGAAUCUGCCCGCUGGCUUUUGGCCAACGGGAAAGUGGAAAAAGCUCAGUUUUACCUCGACAAAUGCGCCAAGUUCAACAAAAGACCAAAGGCGUCCUCCAACUCCAAACUGCAGAGCCUCGCCGACAUUGAAACCCUGGAAAAGAAAGAUAAAAACUACACGUACCUCGACUUGAUCAAGACCCCGAAGAUGAGGCGGUUAACCCUCCUGACUGGCAUCGUGUGGUAUGGAGUUUCCUCGACGUAUUACGGAAUCAGCUUGAACAUCACUGGAUUUGGCUUAAACAUUUACCUCACACACUUCGUCUACGCCGCCAUCGAGGUCCCUGCGAAGCUGAUGAUCUAUUUCUUACUCAAAGUCGUUGGACGGAGGAAGUGCCAAGCGGGAACGCUGUUACUGACGGGGGUCUGCAUAAUCAUCAACGUGCUUUUACCACAAGGUCUGUGGCAGGUGCGUGCUGUUGUUGCCAUUGUGGGAAAAGGCCUGUCAGAAGCUUCCUUCACAACAGUCUUCCUUUACACAACAGAGCUUUACCCAACAGUUGUCAGACAAAAUGGUUUAGGCUACACCAACGUCCUGAGUCGCGUGGGGGUGUCGGUGGCCCCGCUCAUCCUGCUGCUGGAGGACGUGUGGACCGUUCUCCCUCAGGUCAUCAUCUCCUCCGUGGCCAUCAUCUCCGGCCUGGCGGCUCUGCUGCUCCCGGAGACGCUGAACGCGAGGCUGCCGGAGACGGUCGACGACAUUGAGAAGCCAAGACGAAAUGAGGUCUCCUCUCUCUCCGUGGAGUCUCCGGCUGUUUUCCCAGAACCAAAGAUGACAUCGAGCAUGUAGCAGAGAAGAGACGAUCAAAGCAAGGACUGUGUUU
Messenger RNA from Gasterosteus aculeatus aculeatus (three-spined stickleback), 1827 nucleotides. RefSeq names its product solute carrier family 22 member 7. Gene Ontology annotation, biological process: transmembrane transport. NCBI's taxonomy places the organism in Eukaryota, Metazoa, Chordata, Actinopteri, Perciformes, Gasterosteidae. The record is from RefSeq and is a predicted model, not a curated record. Gene Ontology annotation, molecular function: transmembrane transporter activity. Gene Ontology annotation, cellular component: membrane.